AUGGAUCGAGGCUGUCGUGGUCUAGCCGGAGAGAUUGGAGAUACCAAAAAGACGGAAAGAAUGGAAGAAAGAAGUAUUCGAUGUGAGUGCUGUUCUGGAGCCGCUAGGGUUCUUUUAUCGCAGUCUGGGUUUUGUAAGUUGUGUUUUAUUGAGAGAUUUGAACGAUCGGUGACUAGUGAGGUAAGGAAAGGCCUGGUGGAGACGGAUCGGAAGAAGGUAAGACGGGUUUUAUGUGUGUUGGAGAAUACUUUGGCCUCGGAUGUACUUUAUAAUGUUACGACGAAGAAUAAGAGUGUAAUGGUGGAGUAUGCUUAUUGUACCUUAGAUAGGCCUAGGGAGGGGGCUGUGCAUUUAACUGCAGCGGGAGUGGAGCCCUAUGAACGGGUGGGAGCUGUAGUGCAGUAUGGAGUUAAGUAUCAUUAUGACUGUGUGGUGUUUAGUCAGUACUCGGCUGAGGUGGCUGAUAUUCUGUUGCGGAUGAUAGCUAAGGGGGAGAUAGAUAGGUACCCUGGGAUGUUUGUGCGGGCUGGAGUGAAUUUAUGCUAUCCCUUUUAUAGUUGGACUUAUAAGUCGAUUUAUUAUUAUGCUUUGGUGCAGGGUCUGUUUAAAAGGCCGAAUACAUGGAGUAGACAGCAGGUUGGGGCUGGGGCGCAUCAGGCCUUGAUCAGGGAUCUGCUGAAGAAUUCACCCCACAGUAUUUUGAAUCUAAUCAAGGUGCAGCAAAAGAUCUCACAUGAAUGA
This is a messenger RNA of Nematocida homosporus, 741 nucleotides long. RefSeq lists its product as uncharacterized. The transcript has a single exon. The coding region runs from base 1 to 741 and encodes 246 amino acids. The record is from RefSeq and is a predicted model, not a curated record. Lineage: Eukaryota; Fungi; Microsporidia.